Acomys russatus (golden spiny mouse) is the source of this 936-nucleotide messenger RNA. RefSeq names its product NADH:ubiquinone oxidoreductase core subunit S3 (gene Ndufs3). NCBI's taxonomy places the organism in Eukaryota, Metazoa, Chordata, Mammalia, Rodentia, Muridae. The transcript is spliced from 7 exons. Bases 67 to 858 code for a protein of 263 amino acids. Gene Ontology annotation, molecular function: NADH dehydrogenase (ubiquinone) activity. The record is from RefSeq and is a predicted model, not a curated record.
CUUCCACUUCCGGUCCGUGCCCUUGGGGCUCCGUGGAGUGUGUGUUCUCCGGCUACCCUAAGGAACAUGGCGGCUGCCGCAGCCAGGGUCUGGUGGCGUGGGCUCCUGGGGGCCGCUUCCGUGGCCAGGGGGGCUGGACGACCCUCGGUGCUGGUACAGUUUGCGAGGUGGGAGAACGCGGCGGCUGACACGCGCCCCACUGUCAGACCAUGGAAUGAUGUGACCCACAAGCAGCUCUCAGCAUUUGGAGAGUAUGUGGCUGAAAUCCUACCCAAGUAUGUCCAACAAGUUCAGGUGACCUGCUUUGAUGAGCUAGAGAUCUGUAUCCAUCCUGAUGGCGUCAUCCCAGUGCUGACCUUCCUCAAGGAUCACACCAAUGCACAAUUCAAAUCCUUGGCUGACCUGACAGCAGUGGAUGUCCCAACCCGGCAGAACCGUUUUGAGAUUGUCUACAACCUGCUGUCUCUGCGCUUCAACUCUAGGAUCCGUGUAAAGACCUAUGCAGAUGAGCUGGCAGCCAUUGAGUCUGCAGUGUCUGUGCAUAAGGCGGCCAACUGGUAUGAGAGGGAGGUCUGGGACAUGUUUGGAGUUUUCUUUGUUAACCAUCCUGAUUUAAGAAGGAUCCUGACAGAUUAUGGCUUCGAGGGACAUCCUUUCCGGAAAGACUUUCCCCUCUCUGGCUAUGUUGAGCUACGAUAUGACGAUGAGGUGAAGCGGGUGGUGGCUGAACCAGUGGAACUGGCACAAGAAUUCCGCAAGUUUGACCUGAACAGCCCCUGGGAGGCAUUCCCUGCCUAUCGCCAACCCCCUGAGAGUCUCAAGCUAGAAGCCGGAGACAAGAAGCUGGAAACCAAGUAGCUUCAAAGGCAUGCAGAUCCUAGAGGAAAAAAUCCGUACUUAUAGUUGUGUAAAUAAAUUCCUAGGGACAUUUCACCA